ACCUGAAGAAAUGAAAUUAAUGCUGUCUCAGCACAACAGUGAAAAUAGCUCUGAGGAAGAAAUCCAGGAGACUUCUUAUCUACUUGAGUGUGUUCGUAAAUUGAAUAUGUCUACAGCAAUGGAGUUCCAAGAAAUGAAAGGCAGAAUAACGCAGCUGCAAAACCACAUGCUUAAUUUCACAGGCCAGUUCCUCAAUAUGGAGGGAAGAGAUGAUUCUCUGAUGCAUUCUCUAAACUCACAGAAUCUUUCUGAGUCUAAGAUGAAUGUUAUGGAAAAACAAUUUAACAAUGCCACUGAGGCUUUGAACAGCCUUCAAAACCGCCUUGAAGAGGGAUUGGAUUCAGUGUUCCUCCAGAUCUCUCAGCUUAAAGAUGAUUUCUAUUUUAUUGAAAACUUCUUGAACCACACAGAUAUGGGAAACUCAAAGUCUUAUGUGUCCACAUCUGAACUCUUAAAGGAAACAGAAGAAGAUACACCUUCAACUCUGUCUCCAUCUUCCCAAAAUUAUGCACCAGUGAAAGACCCAACACACCCAGUUCUUCUGGAUCAUCAGACACAAGUCAUGGAGCCAGAGACAGUGGAAGAGAAGCACAAAAUAAACAUCCCUUUCAUAAAGAAACUUACAGACCUCCAAGUCUUCUUCUAUGGUGCCGACAAAAAUGCAAAUGGAUACCUGACAUUAACUGAGAUAGAAAAGGUCCUGGGAGAAGAUGCACCUCAGAAAGAGGAAUUGGAAGAAUUUGAUGAUGAUAACAAUAAGAUGUACUCCUACCUUGAAUUGAGAAAAGCCCUUGAGCUGACAGAGUAAUUAAGAAGACUAAUUGCAAGGCUGAGAGAUGCAUGCAAUGUUCUGGAUCUUUAUUUUAUUUUACAGGAAAGAAAAUCACUUACAGGUUUAUUUUUUAAUUGGUCAUUCUUUUCGAACAGCAAAAUAUCAAUUAUAUAAUGAGAAAAUGCCCCUUAUUCCCAUAUGCACACCAUAUUUACCAUAGAAGCCAUGUAUUGCAGAAUAGCUAGAGAAGGAGACUUCUCAAAAUGUUUAACUCACUUUGUAAUUGUAAGUACAUAGACAAAAAAGGAAGACAAAGGAAAUAUUGAUCAAAAUGUUUUAAAACCAUGGAUUUAGUAUUAAAAAUUGUUAUGCAACUUAAGCAUGUCUUUUUAAAGUUUUAUUUACUUCAGUAUAUAACUUCUACUUUAUUCUUCCUUAAGUGCUCUAACAGAUAGUCGAUGAUUACUCGUUUACACCCCCCCACCACCAUCCGUUAACACCGUAAUACUAUUUACUUGGCAUACCAAAGAGUGAAAUCCUUCUAUCAUCCACAUAAUAGAUCUGGGAUAUGGAACAGAAAUUACUACAUAUUUUGAUCACAGUGUGUCAGGUGUGGCUUCUUCGGAUGUUUGCAUGUUCCAAAUGGUGAUUUACCAACACCCAGUGACGUGCUAGAGAGGACUCUCAGAGUCCUUGCGACUCCGGGUUCAAAUUCUGUCAUUAUCAAAUUGAAAGGAGUUGUGGAAUGAUUUAUUUGCCUCUGAUGGAGUCACCCUCUUUCUGUAUACAGUUAAAUUACUCCUGCUAGAGACUGCUUAUCUAUAUGCUUGUAAUGUUGUUUCAGUCAGCAUGUUUCUUUUCCUUUGGAAUGGACCAGAUUGCACCAAAUAUAAUUAGCAUUUUAAAGUCUUUUCCUGGGGAAGAUACCUACAGAGUGCAUUACUCCUAUGAGUUCUUUAAUACAACAGCUACAAAUUGAACCCUGUGCUUCACUAUCAGCUUCCACAGUAUAUUUUUCAGAAACAAAAUACAAAUAUUUCAGCCAAGUGCAGUAUAGUAGGUUUGGGCCUGGUACUGUGUCUGCAAAAAUGUCCAUACCUGACUUGACUCACAAAAACAGUUGCAUUAACUUCAGUGGGACGUCUGAUAUGUUUUCAUUGCUGGGCCCUUUGUUGAGAUGUUGCCCUCUUCCUUAGUUAUGAGAGAGCAUUUGCAUUUCAAUGAGAAAUGAAUGAAUAUUUGUCAGUCCAUCCACCCCAAUGCACCCAUACACCCUAAUAUAUACAGGAAAUUCUGGGAAGCCUCUUGUUAAAAUAUUGGAAGAACAUCAUAGUAUGUACCAAAUCCAUGUUGCUCUUGAUAGAUCUCUAAAAGGGAAUGAGAUUUGGUCCCACUGAAGUACAAACUAUAUUUGCACUGUCAUAACAGGAAGGCAGCAUCAUAUAAAGAGGAUAGUAUAUCCCUUCGGUGGAACAUCUGUUGAGCAGCGCCUAGCUCUAAUGGUGUGAUACAAGGCAGGUGGCUGGGGCAAAUAUGCAGAGUAUAACCCUACAUGUAGAUCUAACAGAGUAAAGGCUAUCAACCAAACAUCAGUUGUUCAGAACAUUACAUUUGUUGUGGAAGUCAUGUUUUCCCGGACACUAUGCAAGCAAGUUUAUAAUUUAUGAAAGCUAUUCACACAUCUCAUGGAAAACCUAAGGAACUCAACCCAAAGUCUUCCCUUUUAGAAUGAC
Molecule: messenger RNA, 2505 nt
Organism: Chelonia mydas (Green sea turtle)
Lineage: Eukaryota; Metazoa; Chordata; Testudines; Cheloniidae
Exons: 7
Coding region: 11-808 (265 amino acids)
Source: RefSeq, a predicted model, not a curated record